Aspergillus aculeatinus CBS 121060 is the source of this 809-nucleotide messenger RNA. RefSeq lists its product as uncharacterized. The coding region runs from base 485 to 694 and encodes 69 amino acids. Lineage: Eukaryota; Fungi; Ascomycota; Eurotiomycetes; Eurotiales; Aspergillaceae. The transcript has a single exon. The record is from RefSeq and is a predicted model, not a curated record.
GUCGACUUUGUAUGCCUACCAUUUAUCUACUUACCCUGACUGGUUAUCAAUCUACACCUUAGGUCUCCUCUGCAUCUGGAGUGAGUAUAUUCUUGAUCUAGACUCUGGGGCAACAAGAUCACACCUUUCCACGACAUGGAAGUAUAGGUACAUGCUACCCGCCCAACAGAACUCUGCGGUCUCUUUGUCUCUUUCAAUCAGUGAGGGAAACAUGGUUUCCUUAUUUCUGUUCACACUCAAGAGUCCUUUAAUCCCUCGCCUGUGGCGUGUCCAUAACCGUCACGUGCUCAGAAUGGAACAGCAUAAAGCAUCCCUCAUGAGGCUUGGCCCAAGCGCUCUCAAAAGGCAGGAUAUAAAAUGAGGACCUCGCCGCUCUUUAUCAUCCUCUGUCGCCUCACAGCAGUUGGUCGGAGUCAGCAAGAGCAGAGCUAGGACCAGAAACAGGAAGAAUGGUGGCUACGAUGGCCACAGGUUCGUGGACAUCAUGAACUGCUUAUACGCUCAUCACCCAGCAUUCGUCCAGAAAACAAGUCGCACCUCACGGAGAUACUAUCAAAAGUCCACAUUCAGCGAGACAAAUGGCAACAAGGUAGAGGCAUCAUGCAGACUGGUUCUCACGGCCCAUCCCGACCAGGCCCCAGGAUAUAUUAGACCCUUAUGCUCCGGUAUCAAAGCCUUGCCAGAAGGUCGAUGACAAUGCGACACCCAAAGAAAUCAAUCAAGAUCUAGUCCUUGGUCUGCGACCAAACUACUGAAAAUGUAAUACCUGUUGUCACGCAGCAAUCCAGAGACAGCACACUACCUACUCG